Molecule: messenger RNA, 3580 nt
Organism: Linum tenue
Lineage: Eukaryota; Viridiplantae; Streptophyta; Magnoliopsida; Malpighiales; Linaceae
Source: the annotation of a GenBank genome assembly
GUUCGGGUUCGGGUCAGAUCCACCGUUUUCUUAUCUGAACUUCUGAAAUGGGGGAAAAUAUCUCUUCCCUUUUCGUGUAAUCGUUAACUGGCCAUGAUGACGGCAGGGUACACCGCUCUGGCUAUUGCUGCCGGCGUCGGUGUUGGGACUCCUUUCUCCGGUGAGUUAAAUCAACAACCGGGUAGUACAAAGUCGAAGCUAUUCAGCCGUGUAACAAGUCGUCCUUCAGCUUUUUGCUUCGCUCGUCAUCAAUUUGUAAGGCAGAAGAAAUGCUUCUCGCUACCAAACAACAACUCGAAUUUGAAACGGAGUUUCGCCCUUCGGAAAGACGCCGACGACAACUUCUUGAAGGUAAAUGCGGAAGACGUCGACGAAGUGUUCGACGAUUUGUUCAACAAAUACGGGAAAGUGGUGUUCAGAAGGAACGAGCAGAGGCCUUCAAUCGCCGAGGUUGAUGACGAUGCUGAAACCUUGUCAUUUGCGGUGGCGGUGGCCAAAGUUGCGAGUGAUGUUAAAGCUGGCGACAUAAAGGUCCUGUUUGUGAAGCCUCUGGUGUACUGGACUCGCUUCUUCAUAAUCGCCACAGCAUUUUCCCGGCCCCAGAUUGAUGCAAUUGCGUCAAGGAUAAGAGAUCUUGGCGAGAAGCAGUAUGGGAAAGUUCCAUCUGGAGACACAAAACCAAACUCAUGGACCCUUUUGGACUUCGGUGACGUAGUGGUGCACAUAUUUCUUCCCGAGCAGAGGGAUUACUACAACUUGGAGGAGUUCUAUGGUAAUGCGAAAUCGAUUGAUCUCCCCUUCGAGAAUCAGCCUCCUCCAUUCCGCGGCUGACAAUGAAUAGCAAGUGUAUUGAACUCAAGCUUGAGUUGUAUGCCAUUCGUGAGCUAGAGCGAGCUUCUUUCGAAGGCUUGCAGAGGCUCAAACAGCCAAAGACUGGAAAGUUUACAGGGCGAGAAUGGUUAUAGGACGGGGAUCGCCUUUUUUGGCCAUGGUGCCGGUACCAUUGUAAUGGGUUAGUGUUAGAUCGCUGGUGUAGUUGAUGCUGUCAUUUGGCGUUGGGAGUGUAACCUGUUUUUGGCCAUGGUGCCGGUGCUAUUGUAAUGGGUUAUUGUUAGAUCACUGGUGUAGUUGAAUAGAAGUAUAGAACACCGCUGGACCACUGUAAUGGGUUUCUGAAGUAGUUGCAGAUACCAAUUGUAAACAAAACACUCUUAAUCAAGAAACUAUUUCAGACUUCUAAAACCCAUUGCAUAGUACAUUUCCCACAGUUACAGAUGAUCCUUUCUCGUCUUUUUUCUUGUUCUUUGUACCUUAACUUACACAUUUCAUACAUGUCAAAAGAUCGAAUAGAGCAUGGCUUGACCAGCAGUUUGCACCUGGUAACUCCUUAUCACCGGAACAUGCGACAGAGUGGACUAAGGGCUGAUGGGCCCUAAGCGGAGACUUUGAUUGAUGAGUACUACAGUCCGGCGGAACACUUCUUAUGGGCAUCGAUGAAGUUGCAGUAAGAAAGGAGCCAGGAUCAAAGCACACCAACCAAUGCAACAUUACCGCUGCAAGCCUAUCUCCUUGUGUCAUGACUCAGGAGGCGAACUGACAAUGAGGGCUUUCACCUAAGAAGAAGCUUCAUGGCCUGUGCAGUGUUCAGGAUUGAUUUUGAACCAAAAUUUCCAGCAGAAGCUUUCAGACAUACAUCUCAAAGGCUAGUUCCUGGGCAGCACAUGAAGACAUUGUUAUCAGAGUAGCAUAAAAGCAAAGAUGCACAUAAUUCACCAAGCAAUCGAGCUCAAGUGAUGGAAUUUAUUUAGGGAGACAUACAGCUACAGAAUGUCUGAGUGCUGACUGCCACCUCGUCCAGAUUCUGUAAGACCCAUAUCUAUAUCUUGAGUUGCAGUCCAACCAGGCUCGUAUGCUUCGAGAAACCCCAUCUUUGCCUUGUUAGGCAAGUCGUGAGGGUGAACGAACGGCACGCCAGGUGGCCACCCAAUCUCCAUUCUGAUAUUGGCACAAGGACUAUCUACAUCAUUAACAUGACUCUCACACUCUUUUAAGUUACAGAACCUGAGCUUGAUCCCCUUCUUAUCAGCAAUAUCCUGAACUCUCUCCUUGAGUACCCUCUGUGCAUCGAGCCGCAACCUCUUUGAAGGCGGUAGAGGUUUGCAUCUUGAAUCGUUACUCUUUCUUCUCUUCAUUGCGGGCUUCAUCACAGAUCCUGUACCAGCAUGUCAUCGAUCCAACGACCGUCUUGAGAGGAGGGGAACCCGAAGCCCUGAUAUCCGUGCUUGUUCAAUAUAUAAUCAGUAGUGUGUGACCUCUGCAUAAAGUCAUCCACUAGCACUGGCAGCUGGAACUGAGAUUCAACACCGUGCCCAGCUGCUCUCAUCUCCGACGAACUAAGAUUGGUCAUCGAUUUUGGCAUAAGCUUAAAUGUCAAAGAACAUCUUCCAUACAUAUUACUCUGCAUGCCGCUACCAGUAUCGGUUCUAUGAAGCGCAGGGUUCACAUAACCUGCUGUCGCCUGGUAAAGUGCAAGCCCUGGGAAAACAAUAGCUUCUUGAGGACCAAGAUCACCAUCUACAGGAACCCAUCUCCCAUUAAAGUCUCUAAUAUGAAGCCCUGCUUUAUCCGACUUAACCAGCGAUAUCAAGCUCUUGUCGACAUGGUGAUUGUCGUCUUCACACAAACCACCCAUUUGGCCAUGAGCUCCCUGAAACGACGGCCUUGCGUGACAGCAAACCGAUAACACAGAAGACGAUAUCUCUCGACCUCUCAAGGGCAUAUUAUCGAGUAUUUCAGCGAAAGGCGAGCUGCGCAAAUUCAAAUAGAAGCUAAUUGCAUCCAAGAUACCCCGAGCAGCUCUCCCCAGCAGAGCAAAAAUGUCAGGCAAGGCUCCAGGAGGAGGGAGGAAUUCAACGGAGUUGAUUGAAGAAUGCUCGUCGAGAGGCGUUAAACCAGGUCUGUAAUCGUAUGUCUCCUGCCACAACUGAGGAUCAGCGAAGUAACCAGACGUCCUGCACCACUCGCGGGAAUCGUCACUCUCAAUCACGUCGGGGAACGAUGGCCUCUGGUGGAAGUAGAGGCGCGCGGAAUCCAAACCCGACCUCAAGAGAGCUCCGUCGCUGGAUGAGAAUUGAAUGAUGGCGGCGGAGUACUGAGAGAGAGACUGGGAUAGAGUAGAGACUGAUAGCUUGUAGGAAUCGGAAGGGACGCCGUCGGUGGCGAUAAGAUCGCUGAGCUUCACUCGGCCUAAUGUCAGCAGGCCGUUGGCGGCCAUGAAAGUACUUCUCCGCUGGCUGACGAAGGGAGAACAACCAAAUAUUGGAGGAAAUGCAAAGAGCUCCACGAUGCAAUCAAUCAAACCAACUACAGUCGGCGUCUACAAUACUUCCCGGAGGAGCGACAAUGGCGACUUCAGCAGACGAUGGUUACUUCGCGAAUGGAGGAGAAUGCUUGGAGUAAAUGGUUGGUGACGAAUUGGGAAUUUAGGGUUUGGACGAGAGGCCAAAGAGGUAAGAGAAUGAGAAGCGUUCUUCCUCUUCUUCAUCGUUGUAUCAUAUAUGAUUCAGCUGAUCUCUGCCUG